This is a messenger RNA of Erigeron canadensis, 1380 nucleotides long. Its product is annotated as mitogen-activated protein kinase kinase kinase 18-like. NCBI's taxonomy places the organism in Eukaryota, Viridiplantae, Streptophyta, Magnoliopsida, Asterales, Asteraceae. The transcript has a single exon. Bases 34 to 1380 code for a protein of 448 amino acids. Gene Ontology annotation, molecular function: ATP binding; protein kinase activity. The record is from RefSeq and is a predicted model, not a curated record. Gene Ontology annotation, biological process: protein phosphorylation.
UCCUUCACUUAUAUCAUCAGAAUAUCUCUCAAGAUGAACUACAAAAAAGGUCCGAUCAUCGGCCGUGGCUCGACCGCGACCGUCUCGCUAGCCACCACGGUCACCGGGGACCUUGUCGCGGUCAAGUCGACCGAGUUUUCUAACUCACACUUCUUACAAAAAGAGCAACAACUUCUAUCAAAAUUAAGUUCACCACAUGUAAUAAAAUACAUCGGGUCUAAUAUCGAUUAUACAAUCGAUAACAACCCGAUGUAUAACUUGGUAAUGGAGUAUGCAAAUGGUGGGAGCCUUUUAGAUGUGAUCAAAAGUGGAGGAGGAUGUGUUGAUGAGUGUUUGAUAAAAUCUUAUACUUAUCAAAUACUACUUGGUUUGGAUUAUAUUCAUUCCAAUAAUUUAGUACAUUGUGACAUUAAAUGUUCCAAUAUUUUGGUUUGUGACAAGAAUGUUGUCAAAAUUGGUGAUUUUGGUUGUGCCAAAUAUGUUGGAGAACACACAUCCUCUGUAUUUUCGGGUACUCCGGUUUUUAUGGCUCCUGAAGUGGCACGAGGAGAAGAGCAAAUGUUUGGGGCUGAUGUUUGGGCAGUUGGGUGUGCGGUUGUUGAAAUGGCAACGGGUUGUAACCCGUGGCCCGAGUUAAAUAACCCGGUUUCUGCUCUGUAUAGAAUCGGGUAUUCGGAUGAUAUACCUUUUUUCCCAAUGUGGUUAUCGUUUGAAUGUCAAGAUUUCUUGAAGAAAUGUUUGCAAAGAAAAGUUGAAGAAAGAUGGACUGUGAAAGAGCUUUUGGAACACCCUUUUGUUAGCUCUAAAUCUUGUUUUGAAAAGAUUGAAAAUUUUUCGAAAAAUAAUUCUCCAGUUAGUAACUUGGAUCAAGGAUUUUGGGAUUCUUUGGAAGAGACGGAUUCUUCACCGGUGAUGACCCGGUUACUGAAUUUCUCUGGCGGGUCUCAUUUGGAGAGGAUAAGGCAAUUGGUAGAAGGAAGUACUUCAUCUUUGUCAAAAUGGAGUGAUGAAGAAGAUUGGAUCACAGUCAGAAUGAACCAUAUCGAUGAAAUUUCAAAGAUUUCGGAACAAGUUCUAGACACAAAUGUAGAUUUGGAAGAUGUUGAUAGUGAGCCAACUUAUUCAGACUUGUUUUUGGUUUCAGAAUUUGAUGUUUUAGAAGAGAUGUCAAAUUCUUUUCAAAUGAUGUUAGGAUCUGAUUUAGUUGAAACUAGUAGUAGUGCAAGUGUUACUGUUUCAAGAUUUAUUGAUUGUAAUGUUAAGAACAUGAAUAAUGAUAAUUGUUUGCCAAUUGAUUCAAUUAUAAGAUGUUUUUGCCGUAUUUUCUCCUUCACAUUUUCUUAUUUUCUGAUCAACUCAUGUAGGCCACUAGUACUAUGA